UCUCUCUGCGGUCCAGUGGAUACGGGUCCCAUGUCUUGUCACCUGCGUCAUUUCUUGAUUCAUAUCGCUAGCGCAGCUAAAUAGACGUCAUAUAAACCCGGACUUCUCGUUCCAGCGCAGCCAGAAUUAACGGCAGGGACAAGUUAUUAUAUUAGCUGAGGUUACGCUAGAGACACACACGAUGUCUGCACCACGAAGAUCUGUGGAGGAGUCCUUGUACAGGAUCCCUCCCUACUACUAUAUCCACUGCUUGGACCAGAACACCAACGUCACACGGCUGGAGAUUGGGCCAAAGACGUACAUCAGACAGGACAAUGAGAGGGUUGUCCUCGGCCCCGAGAAGAUGUUGGUGGUGCCCCCUCGCCACUACUGCGUCGUUGAGAACCCCGUCGUCCGCAACAAGGACGACCACAUCGUGUGCAAUGAGAGUGGUCAGGCCAAGCUGUUCCACGCUGAUCAGGAGAUCCGCUUGGCUCAAGACCCCUUUCCUCUGUACCCUGGGGAGGUGCUCAAACAGCCUGUCACUCCGCUGAAAGUAGUACCUGCCAACUCAGCGCUUCGUCUCCGGUCAAUCCUGGACUUUGAGGAUGAGACUGGGGAGAAGAGGACUGCAGGGGACGAGUGGUUAUUUGAGGGACCAGGCACAUACAUCCCACGUAAGGAGGUAGUAGUAGAGGAGACGAUCAGGGCCACCGUCAUCAAGCCAAAUCAAGCUAUCCGGCUGCGGGCUCGCAAAGAGUGCCUGGACCGUGACGGCAGUGCCCGGGUCACAGGGGAGGAAUGGCUGGUCAAGAAGACUGGAGCUUACCUGCCUGGAGCAUACGAGGAAGUUGUCGAUAUUGUCAAUGCUUAUGUUCUCACCGAAAAGAAAGCACUUCACAUGCGUUCACUGAAGACUUUCAAGGAUGACUUCAGCAUUGUGAGAAAGAAUGGAGAGGAAUGGUUGAUCACAAUGACGGACACCGAGACCCACAUCCCGGGGGUGUACGAGGAGGUUGUGGGAGUAGUGAACAUCACCACUCUAACUAACCGUCAGUACUGUGUGAUUCUCGACCCCGCCGACGAGAGUGGCAGACCACAGCUGGGGAGGAAGAAGCUUAUCAAGGGAGAGAAGUCCUUCUUCUUGUUGCCCGGUGAGCGGCUUGAGAAGGGAAUUCAGAAUGUGUACAUCCUGGGAGAAGACGAGGGUCUCAUCCUCAGGGCUAAUGAAUGCUUCAAGGACAAGGAUGGAGGAGACGAGCGUAACCCUGGAGAUCGAUGGAUGAUCCGAGGACCCACCGAGUAUGUUCCCCCCGUGGAGGUGGAGGUGGUGAUGAAACGUCAGGCGAUCCCACUGGACGAGAAUGAGGGGAUAUAUGUCCGAGACAUCAAGAAUGGCAAGGUGCGUGCCAUCACUGGGGAGACCUACAUGUUGAACCAGGAUGAGGAACUCUGGGAGAAGACACUUGCCCCUAUUGUAGAGAAUCUCCUCGCGAUUGGUAAGGACCCUCUCGCUGACCGUAGUGACCGGGGACGUGACGUCGCGGCUAAGCCACGUGACAAGACACGUGUCGUCACCUUCAGAGUCCCCCACAAUGCAGCAGUCCAGAUCUAUGACUACAAGGACAAGAAGGCCAGGGUUGUGUUUGGACCUGAGCUGGUGAUGUUGGGCCCUGACGAACAAUUCACACAGCUCAGUCUGUCUGGCGGCAAGCCCAAGAAACCCAAUGUCAUCAAGAGUUUGUGCUUGCUUCUCGGGCCUGACUUCUGCACUGAUAUCAUCGUCGUGGAAACCGCCGACCACGCCCGUCUGUCACUGCAGCUAUCAUACAACUGGCAUUUUGAAGUGCUUGAGAAGUCGGAAGGGGAGGCGGCUAAACUGUUCAGUGUCCCAGACUUCACAGGAGAUGCUUGUAAGGCCAUUGCUUCCCGGGUCCGAGGGGCGGUCGCCCAGGUCCAGUUCGAUGAUUUCCACAAAAACUCUGCCAAGAUCAUCCGUGCAUCUGUGUUUGGUAUUGACGACAAGAGCAAGGUGAGGGAGAAGUUCACCUUCCCCCAGAACAACCUUCACAUCACCAGCAUUGACAUCCAGUCUGUGGAGCCGGUCGACCAGCGCACACGGGAUUCUCUCAUGAAGUCCGUGCAGCUGGCCAUUGAAAUCACCACCAACUCCCAGGAAGCUGCUGCCAGACAUGAGGCUGAGCGUCUGGAGCAAGAGGCCAAGGGUCGCCUGGAGCGUCAGAAGAUCAGCGAUGAGGCCGAGGCUGAGAGGUCCCGCAAGGAGUUGCUGGAGCUGCAGGCCAACAGCGCUGCUGUGGAGAGCACCGGGCAGGCCAAGGCAGAGGCUCAGUCCCGGGCUGAGGCAGCCAAGAUCGAGGGAGAGGCUGCUGUAGAGCAGGCUAAGCUGAAGGCACAAGCCAUGAAGAUUGAAGCUGAGUCCGAGCUGGAGCGUCUCACCCAGGCACGUGAUGCUGAACUGAGGUACGUCAAGGAACAGAAUGAUCUUGAACUUGAUAAAUCCCGCGAGGUCUCUUCCAUUGAGACCCAGAAGUUCAAGGAAAUGGUCAGUGCAGUGGGGGCAGACACUCUGCGCACGAUGGCUUCCGCUGGGCCGGAGUUGCAGGUGAAGCUGCUGCAGUCUCUGGGACUCAAGUCCACACUGAUCACUGAUGGCAGCAGCCCCAUCAACCUGUUCAACACCGCCAACGGCCUCAUCGGUGGAAUGGUGCCGUACAAGAAGCGCAAGACUGGAGAGAGUGAUGAAGAAGAUGAAGCAUAAAGAGAGCAUUUUGAUUGGUUAGGUGUAACAGAAACGAAAUGAUUGGUCGAAUGAUGUUGGCGCUGACAUUUGUAUUUUCUUGUGUUUUCCAUUGUUUGAGUAUCAGUGUGAUGUCAUUAAGAAUGUCAGUGUUGCUGUGUGGAGCCUGUAGCAAUGACAUGACCCACAGUAGGACCAUAGACUUGAUUGGAAUUCAGUAUGGAAUAUUAAUCCUUUACCGACUGACCUAUCAUUUCUAACAGACCAAAUCACGCUAUUGUUUAUUUUGUUGAAAAACAUGCAUAUGCUCAAUGAAAUAGACUAUCAUGACACACAGUACCUGUCACGUGUUCAGCGAAAUAGACUAUCAUGACACAAGUUCCUGUCACGUGUUCAGCGAAAUAGACUAUCAUGACACAAGUUCCUGUCACGUGUUCAGCGGAAUACUGUCACGCUAUGAUUACACUCUCAUGAGUGAUUUCCUAUGUUAAGUGCUGUGUCAUUGUCAAAAUUGUUUCAUUUUGUGACAGAAAUUGUUUACGUUGACAUUUUUGUGUUGAGAAUUCUUUCAAUUUCGUUCUGUUUGCACCCAUCGCAGACAAUAAGCAAACAAACUGUGAUACAACAUGAAAAUGUGCCUGUAUGAGAGUGUGAAGGGGAGAAGACUGCUUAACAUUUUUCACAAGAUUGCAAUAUGAUGUAGAUUUGAUUUUGUUGUGUAGAACCAGCAUAAUAUAGUAUCAAUCCUGUUUUGUUCAUGUAUGUGUAUCAAGUACCACAGGUUUGUUAGGUCUAUGCUUUUGUUGUGUCUCCAUGAGAAACUGUACAGUACAACUCUUUGUAUGAUACAUACUGUGUGGUUUAUUUACACAAAAGUAUUGUUACUUAACGAAAUAAAGCAUCACAUCAUUGA
Haliotis rufescens (red abalone) is the source of this 3650-nucleotide messenger RNA. RefSeq names its product major vault protein-like. NCBI's taxonomy places the organism in Eukaryota, Metazoa, Mollusca, Gastropoda, Lepetellida, Haliotidae. Gene Ontology annotation, cellular component: nucleus; cytoplasm. The record is from RefSeq and is a predicted model, not a curated record. The coding region runs from base 182 to 2758 and encodes 858 amino acids. The transcript is spliced from 16 exons.